AUGCAUUCUGAUGGAAACGAUGAAGUGUGUUUGGUUGAACAACAUCGUAAAGAGUUGCGUGAUUUGACAUGGGAUGAGGAAGAAGUAAAGCAGGCGCUGGGAAAAUACCGAUACAAAAAUGAAGAAGCUGAGAAGGAAAGAGAUGAAAUCAAAUUGAUUAUGGAAAAACAGGAGAUGGAAAUUGCCAAGAAGGAGGAAGAAUUAAAGCAUUUUCGGGCUCGGGUACAGUUACGACGCGAAAAGAUUGAGAACAUGCGCCAGCAGAUCUUUAUAAAUCAGAUGCGAAAAGCAGAGGCUGACGAACAAAUUAAGGAAUUGAAAAAAACUUUGGAAGAAGUAAAAGAGAAAAAAAAGGCCGACCAGCAACUUCUCACAGAUCGUUUAAAAGCUGUCCAAAACAAAUUGCUGAGUGCUUCUUGGGUAAUUGCUCGUCGUAAGGAGAAGGAGAAAUUGGCUGCUCUCUGUAAACAAAUUGAUGAGGCUCGUGCAAAGAAAGAGCGACUGUUACACUCCAUUCAGGAGAAAGAAGCUAUUUUUGCGGGAAGCAAUGAGCUACCAUUCACAAAUUUCUGUAUAACAAUCGCUGCUAUGGCACUGAAAAAUCAUGCUCUUUUGAAAAAGUUGGCACAAGAAUAUGUCACUAUUGCGCAGCUCACGCAAGAAUUAUCAAAUCAGGGAAUUUUGGAUACAUCGAUGCUGUCACAGAAUAGUCAGAUCCAACCUGAGGAAAAAAUAGAAGAAUCUUCGCUAUGUUUGAAUAAUAUUGGAGGUGCUGAUGCAAGUGAGGAAACGGAAUUGUUUGAUUGCAUGAAAGAAAAAACAACUGGAGGAACUAUAACGAAUUUUCAGACCGACAAUGAAGUUCAUUCUAACUUCCAAAAAGAAGCCGACACAGCUAUGACCAUGCCAGUUCUAGAUGAUGGCAAUUUGAAGGAAGAUAAUAAGCUUAUUAUUAUAGACGAGGAAGUCGAAAAGACUGUAUCAAAUAUAGAAAUGGAAGUAGAUAAAAGUCACGAAGUUAACCAGAAUUCCAAUGAACUGAAAACGAAUACUACAGGAUUUGAGGAAGGAAUAAUUAACAUGAAUGAAAAACAUGGUUUGAUUAAUGUGAACAUUGAACCAAAUCAAACUUCUGAUAAGGGCAAUAACAUUGACCACAAUUUCGUUCCAAAUUUUAUUGAUAGUUCCGAAGAGGUGGAAACUGCAAUAUAUGGUGGAAGUGAAGGAGAGAACAUUGCUGAUUAUAAUGAUGGCGAAUGCGAAGCGGUUGCUAUUAUACAGCCUAUGCAGAGUGCUUCUGAUCUAGAUCCCACCAAUUUCUUUGAAGGCUUUACAAAUUUUGCUCCCAAUGUAUCAGCAAUGAAUUUAUCAAAUACUUAUCUCGGCAUGGAUGCAGAAUUUGAUGCAUCUGCAAUUUUUAAUCUUUCCGCUGUGAUACAAAAUCAGUCUGGAUCUGUUGCUGGUGCUAGUGACUACAUGACACUUUUCGAUGGUGUUGAUACAAAUGCAUCGUCUCAUGUUAAUGCAGGUUUCGAAUUGAAUUUCAAUAAUAUGCGUAAUGAAAAUAAAGACAAGAAUGAGAUAGACAAAAACGACCGUUUGUUCGAUUUCUAG
Messenger RNA from Acanthocheilonema viteae, 1614 nucleotides. The record is from the annotation of a GenBank genome assembly. Lineage: Eukaryota; Metazoa; Nematoda; Chromadorea; Rhabditida; Onchocercidae.